AUGCUUGUUCAUUCUCUCUGUCUGUCUGUCUGUCUGUCUGUCUGUCUCUCUCUCUCUCUCUCUCUCUCUCUACGACUGAAUAAAUCUAUCUAUCUAUCUAUCUAUCUAUCUAUCUAUCUAUCUAUCUAUCUAUCUAUCUAUCUAUUAUGUUAUUCAUACUUUAUUAAUACUUUUGUCCGAUUAAUAUGCCAUCUUGAAUCUAUCUAUCUAUCUAUCUAUCUAUCUAUCUAUCUAUCUAUCUAUCUAUCUAUCUAUCACAUUCAGUCCAUAUCUAGCUAUCUGGCGUGCGAGCUAUCACCCUUAAUAUAUAUGUCCAUCUCCUGCCCUCCCCCCUCUCUCUCUCUCCCUUCUUCUCUUUCUUUGUGCGUACUCUAUGGCGACUGUCCUUCAUACGACCCAAGCGAACUCUAUGAGUAUCUAUCGAUCUGUCUACUGUCUAUGAUCAUCUCUACUGUCUGUCUCUAUCUCUCUCUCUCUGUGUCUCUGUCUGUCUCUCUGUGUCUCUGUCUCUAUCUCUCUCGCUUUCUCUCUCUCUCAAUCACUCACUUUCUCUCUCUCUCUCUCGCUCUCUCUCUGCAAGAUUCUAUCCGUGUCUAUCGUCUAUAG
Molecule: messenger RNA, 606 nt
Organism: Acanthosepion pharaonis
Lineage: Eukaryota; Metazoa; Mollusca; Cephalopoda; Sepiida; Sepiidae
Source: the annotation of a GenBank genome assembly